This is a messenger RNA of Ruditapes philippinarum (Manila clam), 394 nucleotides long. Its product is annotated as eosinophil peroxidase-like. The annotation marks the transcript as partial. The record is from RefSeq and is a predicted model, not a curated record. Gene Ontology annotation, molecular function: peroxidase activity; heme binding. Gene Ontology annotation, biological process: response to oxidative stress. Lineage: Eukaryota; Metazoa; Mollusca; Bivalvia; Venerida; Veneridae. The transcript is spliced from 4 exons.
AUGGAUACCCCAUCUCCAUACAAAAGAGCACAAUCUUAUCUGUUCACAGUACGCCAACACCGAAAGGGGACAACAAUCACUUUAUUUUACUUCAUGCAGUUCAUUGAUCACGACCUUGCCAAAACCCAAGAAGGACAUGUACGGAAUAGGAAAGAGUGUUGCAAGAAGCCUGACAAGACUAGGAAAUAUUGUCUUCCGGUUACUUUUGAAGAUCCAGAUGAGAAGUUUUUCGCACAAGAUUAUUGUGUUGAGGGCCGCAGGAGUUUCACAUUGUUUCAAUGUGACAAUAGUGAAGUGGAUAACCAGAUUAACGAGAUUACGUCAUUUCUGGAUGCAAGUAUGGUUUAUGGCUCCAGCCAAGAGGAAGAACAUACCCUCCGGACAUUUAUUGGUG